GCUGAAUUGUUUAGAGCGUGAUUGACUUGAACUCCGGGCCUUGUAAUUGGAAUAUGGCGCCUUUGGUCUUAUAAAUCAUAUUUUGUUAGAAGAUGAAGUGAGGAACACCAAAGUAGACAUGCCAUUGUUUUUAUCUGGGGACAGAACAAUGGUCUUCAAAGGGUGAGGGGACUUUCAGCAGAAGGGUUUCAAGAGAAACCAAGAGGAUUUUGAUGAAUCUGUUCAAUUGAAUUGGUGGAUAGAAAAUGGGUUGUGCUUCUUCCAAGAUACUAACCAGGUCGGGAAGCUUCCAACAGGAGGUGAAGCAAAGCAAACAGAGGAAAACUAAUGGGUUAGAGGAAUUGCUCGUCUCAAAGGAUGGAGGAGACAAAUUUCUUGCUCUUCUCUGCACUGCAAACACAGUGGCUAGGAGGAUCAAGUCAUCAUCACUGAGAGAGGCAACAAUUGAGCCCGCAAAUUCCAAAACCAUGGACCUUGAAGAGUCUGAUAGUACUGCAAAUCCAGAAAAUGAGCUCACAAACAUAGAAACGAUUAAUGCAUGGGAGUUGUUGGCUGGCUUGGAAGAAGGUAAAGAAGAAGGACAGCAGAAGCAGAGGGAGCAUCACCAUAAUGUGGAAAGUUCUAACAUUGAUAAGGAUGGAGAUUACAAGUUCAUUGGAGGCAAUGACUCGAUACCGUCAACAAGCUUCAGUUUGAUCGAAGAUAACAACAAUGGUGCGGUCACACAAACUAGAAGCAUCCUCACAGUGGAGGACUAUGAUGCAAUGGUGGCAGGAAAUUACUCGUUGGAGGAAGGAAAGUACAUGACUAAAACUUGUAGGAGCACAGAUGUUCUACUUCCUACAGGUUCAGAGAGCUUGAUAAGGGAAUGUUCGACAAACUCUGUGAUGAUGGAGGACAAUGGUGUUGAACAAGAGGAGAAGCAUGAAGAAUUGGAGGUGAAAAGCAUUGGAACAGAAGCUGGUGUCCAGGAAAAUGUAGAUGUAAAACCUGACCAAAUGAGUGAAAAGGGUGCCAAGAGAAAAGCAAUGGCAAAGGAGCUCACAGCUCUCAAAGUUCCAGGUUUCGAAUUCUCGAGGACUGGAAGUCUAAGAGAGUGGCUUAAACUAGGAGGCCAAGUGUUCUCCCCGGGUUCUUAUGUCACACCAAAGUUUGGCAAUUUUGUCUCACAAGAUCCCGGAUAUGGAGAAACAGGGUGUGUCCAUAAUGUCUUUGAUCCAGAUUUGAUAGAACAGUUUGAACAGGCCAUGAAGCAACUAACAAUGGAAGAGGAGUUCGUCCUUAAACAGAUUAUAGAGAGCUUGGAGGAUGGCCAUGAGGGAGACAUUUCGAGGGUGGAAGUGUCUGAAGAACACAUACAAGUAUAAAAUAUAAGUUUAGAUUGAUGAUCGGAGUGAAUCACAGAAAUAUGAAUGCCAUAAAUGUUGUAAUAUUUUUGUAAUUAAUACAGAUCUUUCAUCUCCAAAAAAUUUUAGGAUAUUUAAGGUAAAGUUCUGCAUCGAUUUAUACUUCAUAAAAUAGUUUGCAAUUUCUUAUGGAUGAAGUAUAAUAAAAUCAGUGAUGCAACAGUUGAUGCCAAAACAAAAAUGUUGCCUCAACAAAGAAACCUAUGUCCACAGGGCUCAAGAAGUGUAAGCAAAGCAAGUCUCAAAUGCAACAUCUGAUUGACAAAAGGAAGAAAGCUGAAGUGGUGGGCUGGUUGUUUAAUGUGCUCUAAUACUGAAUUGCCACCCUAGAUUGUGAUGUUUAGAUAUGUUCAUGUUCAUCUUUUUCUGAUCUGAAAAACUAUAACCAAGUUCUAAUGCUUGUUUUUCUUCCUCUUCU
This is a messenger RNA of Phoenix dactylifera (date palm), 1824 nucleotides long. RefSeq lists its product as uncharacterized. The record is from RefSeq and is a predicted model, not a curated record. NCBI's taxonomy places the organism in Eukaryota, Viridiplantae, Streptophyta, Magnoliopsida, Arecales, Arecaceae.